GGAGAAAGGGAGACCGGAUACCGUUGUGGCGUUGUGCGCAGCGCAUGCUCUGCAUCGGCGCUCGCUGGCCGUCCCCACCGCGAAGCCCGCGACCGCAGAUUGCUCCCUCCUCCGCCUUCCCCACCCCUAUUUCUUGCCUCUCUUCCUCCUCGUCGCUGCUCUCACAUUCACUCCUCCCCUGCCCUCUCCUCCUUUCUCUCGCCCCUCGGCGCCUCCGCUUUAUCGCCCCCUCUUUUCGUCGCUUUGCAGUGAUGGAUGACAAUGAUAAGGGUGAUCAUGGAAAGAUGCUUUACACACGGUUGAGGUUAUGGCAAUUCAUCGACAAGUAUAUCCUUGAGCCAAUUGAUGUCUCUUCUGAUUCUUAUUUGUCGAUCAGUCGCACUGAUGGAUCAAGCAGCUUAAUAGCUCAACUUCCAAAGUGCACAACACAGUCUCCAAGUGUUCGCCCUGUUUUUGGCGUGAUUGGCAUGCUUAAGCUUUUAGUAGGAUCAUAUUUGUUGGUUGUAACAGAGCGUGAAUGUGUUGGAUCUUACCUAGGGCAUCCAAUUUACAAGGUCUCAGGCAUGCAGAUUCUUCCAUGCAAUAAUUCUCUGAAAAAUUCUUCGUCUGAGCAGAAAAAGAUGGAAUCUGAGUUUUCUGUUCUUCUAGAGGCUGCACAAAGUACGCCAGGCCUGUACUUCUCCUACGACGUCAAUCUAACUCUAUGCUUGCAGAAGUUACAUGAGUUGGGAAAUGACUCGAAGAUGGUACCUCUUUGGAGACAGGCAGAACCUAGAUUUCUUUGGAAUAGCUAUAUGUUGGAAGCACUUAUUGAUAACAAAUUGGAUUCGUAUAUGCUACCAAUCAUCCAAGGAAGCUUCCAAAGUUUUCAAGCAGCCAUUGGUUCACAAAUCAUUGAUGUUACCUUAAUUGCACGUCGAUGCACAAGGAGAGCAGGUACUCGGAUGUGGAGAAGAGGAGCUGACUCAGAAGGCUAUGUUGCAAAUUUUGUUGAAUCAGAACAGAUUUUGCAAACUAAUGGAUUUACAGCAUCCUUUGUCCAAAUUCGUGGAUCAAUGCCAUUUCUAUGGGAGCAAAUUGUUGACCUGACAUAUAAACCUAAAUUUGAUAUUGUUAGGCCUGAUGAGGCGUCUCGUGUGGCUGAAAGGCACUUCUUAGAUUUAAAUAAAAAGUAUGGUUCAGUUGUAGCUGUUGACCUUGUCAAUCAGCAUGGAAGUGAGGGACGUCUAAGUGAAAGAUUUGCAAAUGCCAUGCAGACUAUUCAAAAUGAUGAUAUUAGGUAUGUACAUUUUGACUUCCACCAAAUCUGUGGCCAUAUACAUUUUGAGCGUCUGUCGAUCCUUUAUAGCCAAAUAGAGGAUUUCCUGAAUAAGCAUGGGUACUUCCUAUCAAAUGACAAAGGCGAGAAAGUUACAAGUCAGACAGGAAUUGUGAGAACCAAUUGUAUUGACUGCUUAGAUCGAACAAAUGUUACACAGAACAUGAUUGGGAGAAAGAUGUUGGAAAGCCAACUCAAACGAAUUGGUCUUUUUGGUCCUGAUGAGGCAAUCACUGCUCAUCCAUAUUUCGAUGCUAACUAUAAAAUUUUAUGGGCUAACCAUGGAGAUGCAAUUAGUAUACAGUAUUCUGGGACUCCGGCAUUGAAAGGAGAUUUUGUUAGGUAUGGGAAACGGACAGCUCAAGGAAUUGCCAAGGAUGGAUGGAAUGCUCUUGCUCGUUAUUAUUUGAACAACUUUGCUGAUGGGACAAAACAGGAUGCAAUGGAUUUGUUCCAAGGACACUAUAUUGUGUCUGUGAGUAGAGAUUUGGAUUCUUCAACCAAAGUUGGAGCAUUAGAGACAUAUAUGUCCUUUCGAUUGGCGUUGGCACUAGUCUUGUGUGGGCUUAUGUUUGCAUUCAUGUCUCUUCGACGAGCUCAAACCGAUCUUCGACAUCUAUUUCUAUCAUUCAUGUGGACUGGAUUGAGUCUGGGAAUCACAGCAUUCGUUCGAGCUAACGGUCGGACAUUCACCAACAGGCCUCGAUUUUACAAAUCAAAGCAUUGAAGAGGAUCUCACGUUCAUUCAAUUCAUCCACGUAGCCACAGAUAUUUCUAUCUUCAAUCGCAUAGUACGCUUUUAUUUUUUUAUUUGACUUUGAAUAUCUUUUGGUGUAUUUUUUUUUAUCACAAAAACACUCCAAUACGAGGACUAACUAUUGUUUUCCUUGUGAAUUUUUUAAUCUGUAAGACUUGUUCUUUUCGAUGCAUUUUGGAUAAUAAAUUUGAUUUGAAUAA
Messenger RNA from Zingiber officinale, 2275 nucleotides. Its product is annotated as phosphoinositide phosphatase SAC7-like. The transcript is spliced from 21 exons. The coding region runs from base 45 to 2045 and encodes 666 amino acids. Gene Ontology annotation, cellular component: endoplasmic reticulum. Gene Ontology annotation, molecular function: phosphatidylinositol-4-phosphate phosphatase activity. NCBI's taxonomy places the organism in Eukaryota, Viridiplantae, Streptophyta, Magnoliopsida, Zingiberales, Zingiberaceae. The record is from RefSeq and is a predicted model, not a curated record. Gene Ontology annotation, biological process: phosphatidylinositol dephosphorylation.